Messenger RNA from Lathyrus sativus (Indian pea), 1251 nucleotides. The record is from the annotation of a GenBank genome assembly. Lineage: Eukaryota; Viridiplantae; Streptophyta; Magnoliopsida; Fabales; Fabaceae.
AUGGAAAUGGAUUCCACUCCGAACGGAAACAACACUGCCGUCGAAACUCAAAUCGCAGCCACCACCGCCGCCGUCAACCCUACGCCUGCUCCGUCCUCCAACCUCCCCAGACUAACGGAAUCUCUCAAGCUCGAGCAUCAGUUCCUCAGAGUCCCUUUUGAGCACUUCAAGAAAACCCUCCGAGCCAACAACCGCGUCGUCGAGAAGGAGAUGUCCGCCGUUAUCUCCGGCGUCAACGAUGCCGCCUCUUCUGAUUUGUCCCCCUCCGACGCCGUCAACCAGCUUAGCUCUCUCGUCUCCCGCCUCCAAGGGCUCAAAAGAAAACUGGAAGAAGGAAAUCGAGCUGAGCAUUUGCAAGCGCAGAAGUGUCGUGCACGUCUUGAACAUUUGGAAUCUGCAGACGCGGAAAAAAUGUCAGAAUGGAAUAACACUCGCUUGAAGCGAAUUCUUAUUGAUUACAUGUUAAGAAUGUCAUAUUACGACACUGCACAGAGACUGGCUGAAUGCAGCAACUUGCAGGAGCUAGUUGAUAUUGAUGUGUUCCAAGAAGCAAAAAAGGUUAUUGAUUCUUUGCAAAGUAAGGAUGCUGCACCUGCCCUAGCAUGGUGUGCUGAAAACAAAUCAAGACUGAAGAAGUCUAAGAGCAAAUUGGAGUUCCAGUUGAGACUUCAAGAGUUCAUAGAAAUGGUAAGAGCUGAAAACAAUUUAAGAGCCAUCACAUAUGCUAAGAAGUAUCUUGCGCCAUGGGGAGCCACCCACAUGAAAGAACUGCAGCGAGUCCUCGCAACACUAGCUUUUAAAAGAGAUACCGGAUGUGCCACAUAUAAGGUCUUGUUUGAAGACAAACAAUGGGAUUAUCUAGUUGACCAAUUCAAACAGGAGUUCUGCAAGUUGUAUGGCAUGACUUUAGAGCCUUUGCUCAAUAUCUACCUGCAAGCUGGCCUUUCGGCUCUCAAAACUCCAUAUUGUUUCGAGGAUGAUUGCACAAAAGAAGACCCUCUAUCACAGCAAGCUUUUCGCAAACUAGCCUCACCAUUACCAUUUUCUAAGCAGCAUCACUCAAAACUUGUUUGCUACAUAACAAAGGAGCUAAUGGACACAGAGAACCCACCACAAGUCCUGCCAAAUGGAUAUGUUUAUAGCUCCAAGGCUCUUGAAGAGAUGGCUAAGAAGAAUAAUGGUACUAUAAUCUGCCCAAGGUCAGGUUUUAUUUGCAGUUACACAGAACUGGUCAAGGCAUUUAUUUCAUAA